AUGGGAUGUAAAUAUCCAUUUUUACAUUGGCGUCGUCUUUGUUAUAAUGAUGCUUGGUGUAAAUGUGAUGCACGUCGUUUAACCAAAGGAUGGACUAGCGGUCACCUCGGUUUAGAUAAAUUUAUUAAAGAAACUCAAAGAAGUACUCGUGAAUGGAUGGAUCCUUAUUUGGUCUGGAUUCCUUAUGAACAAUUAAGUAAUAUUAAAGAAAUCGGUGAAGGUGGUUUCUCUAUUACUUAUUCGGCUGAAUGGUGUGAUAUGGCAAAACGAUUUUCUUGGGCUGCAACAGAUAAACCUAGACCGGUAGCGUUGAGACUUAUUAAAAAUUCGAAAGAUAUGUCAACAAGUUUUCUCGAUGAGUUGCGAGUAUAUCAUCAAUGUAUUUCAAACCCUCCAAUGUUUGAUGGAGAAGUAAAAUAUGAUCAUGGUUUUCUUCGUUUCUUUGGAUUUACUCAACAUCCCGAAACUGAAGAUUACUUAAUGGUUACUGAAUUAGCACCAUGUCCUCGAGAUCUUUUAUAUAUGUUUAAUCAUUGGUGGGAUAUUACUCAAGAUCCUGAAAUACUUGAUGAUAUAUUUUCUAAUGCGGAUAAAUUUAUUCCAGCAUUGGAUAAUAAUUUUACUAAGCACCCUGAAGCAAUAUACACAAGUAGAUUAAUUAAUUUUAAAAGAUUAUUAAACAAAGGAAAAGAAGAUAAUAAUAAAGAAAACUAG
This is a messenger RNA of Diversispora eburnea, 714 nucleotides long. The record is from the annotation of a GenBank genome assembly. Lineage: Eukaryota; Fungi; Glomeromycota; Glomeromycetes; Diversisporales; Diversisporaceae.